Messenger RNA from Hylaeus anthracinus, 1469 nucleotides. It is a transcript of the gene Spase12, whose product is annotated as signal peptidase complex subunit 1. Gene Ontology annotation, biological process: protein targeting to ER. Gene Ontology annotation, cellular component: endoplasmic reticulum membrane; signal peptidase complex. The coding region runs from base 99 to 386 and encodes 95 amino acids. The record is from RefSeq and is a predicted model, not a curated record. The transcript is spliced from 3 exons. NCBI's taxonomy places the organism in Eukaryota, Metazoa, Arthropoda, Insecta, Hymenoptera, Colletidae.
UUAAUACGUGAGCUUGGAUCCUCUUGGUGUACGUAGUGUGUCGAAACUUGAAAUUUGCAUGUCAGUUUCUGCCGGCAAGUUUGCAUUAUUUGUUUACAAUGAACUCGUGGCUGCAAUAUAUCACCUCCAUUCCGAUGCAUAUGGACUACGAGGGCCAGGGUCGAGCAGAGAGGGUGUCAAGGAUCAUCAUAACGCUUUUCGGAGUAGUUGGAUUAAUAUUGGGCUACGUUCUCCAACAAUUUUCGCAGACAAUAUACAUGCUUACAGCUGGAUUCGUGAUGGCUGCUAUAAUUACUCUGCCACCGUGGCCUAUGUAUAGACGUAAGCCCGUGGAGUGGCAGAAACCACAGUUAGAAACUACUGUUAAGCAGAAGAAGAAGAAGUAAUUCUUAUGUGCUUGCUAUUGUACUUAAGAAACUUUUAUUACAGUGUGUUAUGUAAUAUUUGUUGGUAUACAGGAAAGAUAAAAUUUCUUCUCGUUAUUCUGCAAUGAAACUCUGUUGCGAUUAAAAAGCAAAAGCAAAAAGUUGUUCUCGACAACUAUAGCUGUUAGAAUUUGAAAAGAAACAAAUGAAAAGAGUACAAUUUCAGAAAUUCUAAUGACUGAAUAAACUGAGUGGGAUCUCAGAUUUAUAUCCACAGCUUGAUGCAUUUUGAACAUUAAAUAAAUAUUAAUAAUUGAAAAUGAAUAAAUGUAUUUCUUUUGUGUAUUCAUAGAUCUGAAUUUGUAUUACAUUAAAAUUAUAUUCCUUUCUUUACACUCGCAAUGUUUAGUAUCUAAUACUAGAGUGCUCAAGGUGAGGGACUCGAUGGGACAAACGAUGGCAAUACGACGUAAAGAGAGAAGAAACACAGCUAACGUUUCGUAAUUCCUAACAUUUUCUCGUCUGAUUUCAAUACCCUCGUAAUACGAUGUCAUUCUUGAGAUAUUUCCAUCGAAUCUCGUUUAAAUUCCGCGCAAGGAAAUGUGCGAAAUCGACUUGUGUCAGUUUCGCUUUUAUACAGCUGUUAGAGAAUGAAGGGCCAACAUUGUUGAAUGGUCGUUGCACCGCUAGAAACGCGGUUUCUAAUCGGUGAUGCCACACCAAUGAAAUAAAAUGUCUCUCAUUAACAAUUUCCGUCUAACCGAUCAGCGACACGAUCUCUGUCACGAACCACGAUGUUAAUUUCGAUUGAAACCUCUUCCUGUGAUUGAGAUUCUCCAAAAGGGAAGAACGUGAAAGAAUUCUGACAUCAUUUCGCACCAAGAAAUAAUUUUAAAUAUUAUUUACUUUAUACUUAAUCCUAUUUCAAUAAUAUAUUCGUUAUGUGGUACGACAUAAAAAUGGCAGCAAUCUUUACAAAAUUUGUCGAUAUAUUGAUGGACAUAUAAAAUAUAUUCAAUAAUUCUUUAGUGUUUUAAUUAGAUCUAUAAUGUACUACGUACAAAAAAACAAUUUUAGGAAUAUAUUAGAAUUAGAAUUGCCAAU